Molecule: messenger RNA, 426 nt
Organism: Cuscuta campestris
Lineage: Eukaryota; Viridiplantae; Streptophyta; Magnoliopsida; Solanales; Convolvulaceae
Source: the annotation of a GenBank genome assembly
UGAAGAUUAAAGGCUGUUCUAGUUUGCUUCCUAUUCCUCCGUAAUCCCGCCCUCAAAUUAUCUAAAUGAUAAGACCCCGGUCUCGGGUAUAACAAGAAGGCAUUGAGGUUCGAGGAGAGAAAGAUUCUAUUAUGAGAGAAGGCAUUCAGCAGACUGAGAUGCGAGAUGAGGAUGGUGAUGUGUUGAAGGUUUUUCUUAAAAAGUUUGCAGAAAAGGGUAAGAUGCUAGCAAAGACAGUCGUGGAGUUAGUGUCGUUAAUGGAGGGUGCACCAGCUGAGGCGAUGAAGAACGAUGUUUAUGUGGAAUUGCAGAUUGCUGCUGGAAGGUUACUGGGAUUAGUGAAUAAAAAUCCAAAAGAUGGUGUGCAGCCUGCGGAAUGUGCAUUUUCUGAAGUGUCUUAUGAUGAGUUCAUUUGGAGCGAUCCUU